Messenger RNA from Cetraspora pellucida, 1260 nucleotides. Lineage: Eukaryota; Fungi; Glomeromycota; Glomeromycetes; Diversisporales; Gigasporaceae. The record is from the annotation of a GenBank genome assembly.
AUGGCGUCAUCUUUUAACUUAAUCAAAAUUGAUUCCUCACCUAGUAUGAGUGAUUCUCUACUAAGUACAUCAAGUAACGAAGGAUGCGAAUUGUCUAUCAAAACACAUACUGUAUUUGGCACUUCAAGAGUACAAACCCGAAAGAAACGUAGCAUUGAUUCAUCUUUUCCUUCGUUAAAAUAUCCAGACUUUCCUGUGAAAACUCUAUGUACUAGUUGUAGUAAACUUAUUACUACUCAGAUUCAUCAUAAAAAUGGAAAAUUUGUAUAUAUAUUAGCCAUGGGAUUAUUUAGUUUGACUGUGGUAUUAUUCUGGGUUCCUUUUGUUGUAGAUUCUUGUAAAGAUGUGACACAUAGUUGUCCAAAUUGUGAUUCUUGUCAAAAUCUUAUUUUGGACGACCAAUCUGAAUUUUCAUUGUUAGAAAUUACCAAUGAUGUUUAUUUAGAUUCUCAAAGUGAUGUUACUAUUGAGGAAAUACUUAAUCCUCCUAUUGAUUUAAAUUUAUGCUCAUUACCAACAGAAAUACUUUUGAGAAUCUUGUAUGAACUUAUUUUAUCCGAAUCUCCUAAUCCUCCAAAAACUGCUGUAACUUCUUUACCUUUAGUAUGCAAGAUCUUUUACAAAUUAUCACAUGAUCGUAUCGUAUGGGAACAGGUUUUCAUGUCUGAAUAUGAUGUUUCGGCAAGAAAACGGCGUUUUGUCACGUGUAAUUUUAGAAAAAUUUUCUUUCAACGUUCUCAAUUAAAUGUUGAUGCUAUAGAUUCUAGUCUUCACGCUUUGGAAAGUUAUUCUAUCAAUGAUUUAUCUCAGAAUGAAUCUACUUUAAAUAAUGUCUUGAAUGCUUUGACUUGUCUAUGGGUUCUUGUUUCUGAAAAUGACGGGAGAAACUCAAAAAAACUCCUUGAAAUGCGUGCUCCUGAAUUUUGUUCUCAAGUCUUUCAUCUAUUAUAUGCUGACAUGGACUCUUCAUUAAAACAUCUUGCUUGCAUAUUUAUAUCUAUUAAAAUUAUAUCAAUGUUAUUAGUCUUUGGAUUAGGUCCAUUUGAUAGUAUUAUAGAACGUAUUGCUGCCAAAUUACGAGGACGUGUAAUUCGUUGGGACCCUAAUAAUGAUGUUGUGUUUCCUAUGCUUGAUUGUCAUGCUUUACAUAUUUAUCUUUUAUACUUUGCUAAUGAAGAAAGAAAACCUACUAUUCCUGAAUCAAAUAUUUUUGAUUCAAGAAAAUGUGAUAAAUGGUUACAAUGGACUCAUAUGGUUGAU